This is a messenger RNA of Corythoichthys intestinalis (scribbled pipefish), 925 nucleotides long. RefSeq names its product peptidyl-prolyl cis-trans isomerase FKBP1A-like. Gene Ontology annotation, molecular function: peptidyl-prolyl cis-trans isomerase activity. The transcript has 4 exons. NCBI's taxonomy places the organism in Eukaryota, Metazoa, Chordata, Actinopteri, Syngnathiformes, Syngnathidae. Gene Ontology annotation, cellular component: cytoplasm. The coding region runs from base 83 to 409 and encodes 108 amino acids. The record is from RefSeq and is a predicted model, not a curated record. Gene Ontology annotation, biological process: protein peptidyl-prolyl isomerization.
UAUCUAUUACCGGAAGUAUCAUCCCACACGCGGCCACCGCCCCAGCGAAGCGUGAUACUCUGGGCCCAGUUACUCGUGAACAAUGGGUGUAACCGUGGAAACCACUCAGCCCGGAGACGGCAAAACGUUUCCGCAGAAAGGCCAGACCGUCAAAGUGCACUAUACCGGCACACUGACUAAUGGCAAAAAAUUUGAUUCCUCCCGGGACCGAGGAAAGCCCUUCACUUUCAAGAUUGGUGCUGGGGAAGUCAUUCGUGGCUGGGAUGAAGGUGUAGCUCAGAUGAGCGUGGGGCAGAGAGCGAACUUGACCUGUACACCGGAUUAUGCGUACGGCAGCAGUGGGUACCCUCCCAUUAUCCCGGCCAACUCCACUCUCAUCUUUGAUGUGGAACUGAUAGGUCUCUGUUAACUCAGUUUGAGUGUUUUUGGCUUGGACCCCUCCCUUCCCUUCCCUUCCCCAAAUCCUCUCAUUCCAACCUCAUAUUUUACAAAAGAAAAUGAAGAUGCUAUCAAGGGCAUUUGCAAUCAUCACUUUCCUCUCUCACCCACUUUACUCUGACGCUUACCGUCCAAUUCUUAUUCUGUUUGAUGGAUAUUGUAGUGGAGCAAGGUUUGCAUUUUAAAUUCGACUUGACACUCAGGUGCCCAUUCAAGCAGUGUGCUUUAAAGAGAGCAGCUCUUGUCAUUCCGCAGUGCCAUCAAUUAGCGAUAGAUUACCUUCAGAUUCACUCAGAAGCAUUGGCGCACAUGCUACAAAUCACUUAAAAUGCAUAGAAACAAUUUAGCCAUCUGACCGAAGAACCGCUCGUGUUAGUAUUAGGAACUCUAGUGUCCUUGUUGUCAUGUUGCGCUUUUAGUUCCUUUGCAGCCAACUUGUAGAAAUAGUCCCAUGCUAGUGUUCUUGCAUUAAACUGAGUUCACCAAA